Tuber melanosporum (Perigord truffle) is the source of this 1140-nucleotide messenger RNA. RefSeq lists its product as uncharacterized. Bases 1 to 1140 code for a protein of 379 amino acids. The transcript has a single exon. The record is from RefSeq and is a predicted model, not a curated record. NCBI's taxonomy places the organism in Eukaryota, Fungi, Ascomycota, Pezizomycetes, Pezizales, Tuberaceae.
AUGGCUGACUCCGAGUCACCGGCUCCAACCCCUAAUUCAACACUCAAGAGGAGCAACCUUAAGACUAAAAUCCUUGAGGGUUCAAGAAAGCGGUCAUCAGUUUCCUUUGCGGAAGAUCCGACUGAAAUAGCUUCGCCCACCCCCAUUGGAAAAAAGAAUACACCAGCGCCAGUUUUAGGAUCAAAGGUCACCCCGAUAUUACCUCCUGGCUACAGUGCAAAUAAACUGGUUGUGGAAGCUGUCGUAAUGAAGACCCCAGCAAGGCCUGCGGCAGAGACAGAGUCACCUGCCAAAAAGACAAAAUUGGCCAUACUUCCUCCCAAACCUGCUACAGCAAAGAAGGCCUCUCCACAGCCAAGUUUAGUACCAGCUCAGGCUUCCCCGCAGGGACAAGGGGUGGAGGAGCCAACUCUGAAGUCAAAACCAUCUCUGAAAUCUGAUAGCGAGUCUGAGUAUAGUACCAGUGAGGACUCAGAGGAGUCGGAGGAAGAGGAGGAAGAGGAGGCAAAGCCGAGCUCGAAAUCAUCAGUCCUCAAGAAGAGUACAGCUCGUGUCAAGAGUGCCAAAAACGCUUCUCCAUUGCUGACGCUAAAAGCCUCCUCUUUUACUACCACAAACUCUUUAAAGACACCCCCGAGCACCUAUCAGAGCUCUCGGCGCUCCUCCCGCGCUAGCCCCCAACUCGCCAGGAAAACUCCCAUCAUAGCACCUGCUACCCCAUCUACGGAAACUAACUCUGAAAGCGGUUCAGAGGGAGAUGAAGAAAUUGGCUCAGCGUCAGAGUCUGACUUUGAACCUGCUCCAACAACUAAGCCUGCCACCGCCUCUGCAAAAACCAGACCCCCCCCACAACCCUACAGAUCCCUCAGCGAUCUAGAAAAAAUGCCCGUACCAGACGUGCACGACAUACAUUCCUCACGAACACCACCAAAUCCACCACCUUCAGGCACAGUCCGCAAAGCGCAUGACGGAGACGAUGACAGCAGCGAUGACAGCAGCGAGAGUGGUGAGAGUGAGAGCAGUGAUGACGAGGGGGAAGUGGCAGGUAAGCAUGUAAUUAAUAGUGCUAAGAAGGCUGCCGCCGCGCCCGCCAAGAAGGCAGGAUUUUUAUCGAACUUUUGGGGCAGGACUGAGAGAUAA